Molecule: messenger RNA, 750 nt
Organism: Amphibalanus amphitrite
Lineage: Eukaryota; Metazoa; Arthropoda; Thecostraca; Balanomorpha; Balanidae
Product: basic proline-rich protein-like
Exons: 4
Coding region: 1-750 (249 amino acids)
Source: RefSeq, a predicted model, not a curated record
AUGGGGCGGUGUCGGCGUCCGUGGUACCCGUCCAACUACAGGUGCCCCCCGGACUGCGGGGUGCGAGAGGACAGCAGGGGCUGUAUCCAAUGCACCUGUGGAGCUGAGCCAAUCAAACCGCCUCGUACGUACACAUACACGCGCAACUACGCCGCCAACACAAUUAUUCUAUGUCCCGCCGACUGCGGGGAAAGACGGGACAACAAGGGCUGCAUUCAGUGCACCUGCGGAGCCACGCCCCAAAAGCCAAUCGGACCGCCAGCUCAAUGUACCGCGCCGUGGUACCCGUCCGACUACAGGUGUCCUGCCGACUGCGGAAAGCGACAGGAUAACAGGGGCUGCAUCCAGUGCACGUGCGGGGCCACGCCUCAGAGGCCGGGGGGAGUGGGGCCGCCGGUUCCUCCGGGACCGUCCGACCGCUGCUACCCGCCGAGCUACCUGUGUCCGGCCUUCUGCAACAGCCUAGUCACCGGUGACGGCUGCCUGAGCUGCGCGUGCGGUGCCGAGCCGCAGCCGCCGCCGCCGCCACCCCAGUGCCCGCCGCUCGGCUGUCCCCCUGCCUGUGUCAUUCCGUCCGGCCCGGGCGGCGGCUGUCCCCGGUGCGGCCCCUGCGGCGGUGGAAUCGGUCCGGCCUGUCCGCCGCCACCGCAGUGUCCGCGCCGGCCCGGCUGCAACCUGGUGCCGGACGCCAACGGGUGCCAGAGGUGCAGCUGCACACCCAUCCGUACCCCCACGGGCUAUAACGGAUAA